Pseudoliparis swirei is the source of this 4159-nucleotide messenger RNA. It is a transcript of the gene nrarpa, whose product is annotated as NOTCH regulated ankyrin repeat protein a. Gene Ontology annotation, cellular component: cytoplasm. Bases 597 to 935 code for a protein of 112 amino acids. Gene Ontology annotation, molecular function: protein binding; phosphatase regulator activity; enzyme inhibitor activity. The transcript has 2 exons. NCBI's taxonomy places the organism in Eukaryota, Metazoa, Chordata, Actinopteri, Perciformes, Liparidae. The record is from RefSeq and is a predicted model, not a curated record.
UUCUCCCAGAGCGCAGCGCAGAGCAGAGACUCACACGGACCGCGCGGAGGACACAGACCGGGCCACACGGUGGAUUUGUAUCGUUUUCGUCGCUACGGACUCAUCCAUCUGUCACAGACACCCUGGCCACAUGAGCAGCGACAUAUAGCCGGGACGUGUUGCCAGGAAGCACCAGGUCGGGCCGUUCCAGUGGAGAUAGUAGCCAUUCUUCACAUUUGCCCAAGUGAAGUCGGAGGUGUCUCUCUUCUCCAUCCCCAGCUAUAGCUACCUGCUGCUGCCGCGGAGAGGGAACUACGUCCAGAGAGCCCUGGAUCGCUUGAGAGCAUCCUUCUUAUGUUUUAGGGAUUUUAGGAUCUCUCAAAUAUUAACAUUUUUGCACACCAAGUGUGUUAUUUCAUCUCUUGUCCUUUUUGGGAUAUAUACAGUGAUCUUUUUUCUAUUUAAGUACAUAAAAGUGCCUUAAUAACUGGUUAUAAUCCAGUGUAACUGUGGCAUUGUCACCAGACCAGAGACGCGCAACAGGGAGAAGACGAUUAUUACCCGCGUUAGAGCCCAGGCAGGAUUACUGGUUCCCCACCCUCCCGCGAGCUGCAACCAUGAGCCAGGCGGAUGUGUCGACUUGCUCCGCGCCGCAGAGGGUUUUCCAGGAGGCGGUGAAGAAGGGAAACACCAAGGAGCUGCACUCUUUGCUGCAGAACAUGACAAACUGCGAGUUCAACGUCAACUCCUUCGGGCCAGAAGGACAGACGGCCCUCCACCAAUCUGUCAUUGACGGCAACCUGGAGCUGGUAAAACUGCUGGUGAAGUUUGGCGCAGAUAUCCGGCUGGCCAACCGGGAAGGGUGGAGCGCGUUACACAUCGCCGCCUUCGGUGGCCACCAAGACAUUGUGCUAUACCUCAUCACCAAGGCCAAGUACUCCUCUGGCACCAGGUGAUCUGUCUCUGCUGUCAGGUAAAAUAAGAAAAUAAAAAAUAACAACAAGUGGAAAAUAAAGCUGCAACACACGGGAAAGCCAGGCUCUUGAAAAAAAGCAACAACAAAACACUGCCAUCAUCUACAAAGUUGUGCCAAAUUAUAUAUAUAUACAUAUGUUUAUAUAUAUAUAUAAAUAUCAUAUAUAUAUAUAUGUAUAAAAGAAAUUAAAAUAGACCUGCAGAAUAAUCUUCCCUCAUUGUAAACCAAACGGGGUCCUCUCUGCACUCCUGAGUGAAGUAUCGCAUGGUUCAUACACAGCGCUUCAACACGACUCUUUAACAAAAGAAACGCCAUUUCGGUGAGUUUGUUGGUACUAAAGCUUUCCUCUUGAAUGUGUAUAUUAGAUCUUGUCGUCCAAUAUAAAAGAAGCCGGUGUCUGUGUAUCACAUGUGUGUGUGUUUGGACUCCAGAGUGCAGAUGGCCCAGUUUCUUUCUAUCCAUGACCUCCCAUCUCCAGUAUAAAGUGGAAUAGUUUCUUCGUGGGGAGGAGGGUUGUUGCUCCUCAUUGUUCACCCGUUUUAAGUUAUUUUAUAUGAAACACGGCACUUGAUACUAAAUGGCUGCAUGCUGGAAUAUCUGAAGAGGGAAGACGCAUGAAUAAGAGAAGAAGGGUUGCCCUCUGUUGGCUCCCAGAGGUUUCGUUAUGUUUGACUCAAAGAGCGGCAUUAUGGCUAUCCAACACGCUUUCACAUGUGUUAUCAUUACGUAACAACAAGUGGCUCCAUCAUUGUUGUGAAGUACUGUACACAAUAGCUUUACUUUUUUUUUUUUUUUUUUUUUUUAUGAGAAAAAAAGAAAAGUGACAGUAGCUGAAUGCGCUCAUGCAGAUUUUCGCCAUGCUGGCGUCCAACUUGUCAGGCCAGUUGCGACCACUUUGCCGAUGGUCAUUGUGUAAGAAAAAAAAAACCGACAAAAAAAACGCUGCUUUCGCUUUGUAUCAAAAAAAAAGUCGCAUUUGGAAUUCACUUUAUAAUCUCCUUUCAGUAUUUUAUUAACAUCCUGGUCAUCACUGUGAAAGCAGGCUGGGUUUUUAUUUUAUUUUAAUUUUUUUAUUUUAUUUAUGAAGGUACAUUGAGAAGAUGCGGUUUUUUUUUUUACAUGUUGUGGUUCUUCUUUAAAAAAACCAUAUAUGAAUAUCUAGGGCGACUCAAGCUGCUUCAGACUCGAGGUAUAAAGUGUCCCGUGUGGAGGUUGACCUGCCACUCCCCCCACCCACCCACACACACGCACACCUACACACACACACACACACACACACACACACACACACACACACACACACACACACACACAGAAACCCCUUAUGUCAAAGCCUGUUGACCCAAGAGGACUUUCUCCCCUUCCUCCCAUUAAAAGGACUUUGUUUGGUUGCCUUUUGCCAGCUACCUCGACUAUAAAGUAUUCUCAAGUUGUUCAGCUCUCUCACCACUCUGCCACGUUGUUCGGAGUCUGAGGAGGUUCACAAUUUGUCUGUGAUCAUCCGCAUGCCAGUAUGUUUUUUGUUGUUUUGUGUCGCCUACCAGACCGAUGGACUUCAGUACAGAAGAUGCAAUGAACCCAUUCCUGCACACUCAGUCGGGGCAGUUUAUUUUAAACUACAACCAAACCAAUUCUGUCGAGCAAUGCAUCGUUUUGCCUCCUCUGCAUGGGAGUCUGUGUCUCUCUCUCUCUCUCUCUCUCUCUCUCUCUCUCUCUCUCUCUCUCUCUCUCUCUCUCUCUCUCUCUCUCUCACACACACGCACACACGCACACACUGCCAUUGUUUCCCUAUCAGCCUCCACUCUAUCUCUGUCUUCAUCAGCCUUUGUUUUUUGUUUUCUAGGGUUUUUCUUCUUCUUUUUUCAGUCGUACACAAAAAUGGAAUUGUAUCACGUGACUUAUAAAUGCAGGGAGUUUUAUUGCACAAAAAUGCGGAGCCUUGUGCGCCCCCAGUGUUUUUCGGGGGUAACUGCAGGAGCCAAGGCUUUGGAAUAGUUCCUACUACUGAGCAGGACCCUCAUACUGUUGGACGAUGAAGACUUCAAAUAGCAACAACAGGAUGUCACGGAAUAGAAAAGGAAAAAUAAAAUGGUUUCAUAAACUUGCCUGCUGCAUUUUGAAAGUCAUGGCACCCUAACAUUUGUAUCAAUGCUGCUUGUAUGUUUUUUAUUUUUUAUUUUUUUUAUGUUGAUGUUCAUUUUUUUUUUUAAGCCGACUGCUCAAAUGGCCAACAGUUGUAAAGAAGCUUCCCAUCAGCACUGGUUUACCACAUGAGAAGCUGUUGAACGAGUGUGUUUUUUAAAUUGAAGUGUGUUUGUGUGAUUCUGAGCUUCUCAUGGGGGGGCUGUCAUUAAAACAGUCAUCCAGACUGCAAACGUCCCUGGAACAACCACAAGUAAUCUAAAACGAUAGAUCCACCACAUCAAGAUUUAGAUUGGUAUCAGGCAACAAAUUGAAUAUGCAUCACUUGUCUUAAACUUGAUGUUUUUGACAAUGUUUUUCCUUUUUUUUUUUUUUGAAUAUUGCACUGAUGACUGUUGUUGAAAAGUUGACUUAUGUGUCAACAUUUUCUUUUUUUUCUGAAUAGAAAAAAACAAACACAACAAAAUACUAUUGUAUAAAUAUAUGCUCCAGGUGAUAAAGUCCUAAUGUGUGUGUUACUUUGUGGAAAAAACAUUAUGGUUUUUUUCUCACAAAGAUGCGUGUAUCUCUGUGAUUGGGUGUAUGUAUAUAUACAUAUGGAUAUAUAUAUAUAUAUCAACGCUGAUGAUGAUGAUGAUGAUGAUAUCUGGGAGCACUUUCUUUUUGAAGUGCUGUCUUCCUGUUUUUUUGAAAGGGGAAUAAUACAUUUGAUGGUAAGAUCAUUGUAACAUGGUUAAAUUGCACGGUUAUGUGGUUGUUUGGCUUACCAGGGUCAUAACAUUUAUGACGUAAGGAGCCAUCUGCCGGAUUGGUGUACAUGUUUGCUGACUUCUUUGGACCAAGUUGUGUUUCUGGUCUUGCUUCAUUUCAAGCAAGAGGAAACGGCUGAUUUUUCACGAGUGAUGCAGAUGUUCCAUCAUGUUUCAUUUUGUUUGUAUUCUUUUAUUUUUGAACGUUUGUAACACUGUGAUGAUGACGUGAUGUCAUGUGGAGAUGAGUGCUGUAUUAUUUUUGUACAUUUGUGUACAAGCCAGUAAAGAAAUCAUUAAACUCAAAAAUCUG